This is a messenger RNA of Anisakis simplex (herring worm), 420 nucleotides long. The record is from the annotation of a GenBank genome assembly. NCBI's taxonomy places the organism in Eukaryota, Metazoa, Nematoda, Chromadorea, Rhabditida, Anisakidae.
GGAGACAAACUGGCGAUGAAUGGAUUGCUCGGUGUGGAUCAAACUGAAGAUGACCAAUCAACAGCAGAUCCGAAUCAGGAAAUAAUCGCUGAACAAACGAAAUUUAUCCGUCAAGUCGUUGAACUUGUGAAAACAAUGGGAAUUGAUAAUGAUACAGAUGUUGGCCAACUCACACUGUUUUCUCCACGAAUCCUAUCGAUAACACCCGAAGAAGCACGAACAAAGACGAUGAAUCUGUUUUCACCAUCGAUAUUCAGUCUUCACGAUCAAGGUGACGGGCUUGAGGCGCUUCUGAGCGUUCCAAAGGCGGUAAAAACCAUUCAAGAUCCUGACUACAGGCAAUGGAUGAACUUGAUUUUGGAAGCGUCUGGAGUACCUGAUGUUAUUGAAGAGACACACGUACGUAUUAUAGCAAAAUGA